Diaporthe citri is the source of this 411-nucleotide messenger RNA. RefSeq lists its product as uncharacterized. Gene Ontology annotation, molecular function: hydrolase activity. The record is from RefSeq and is a predicted model, not a curated record. NCBI's taxonomy places the organism in Eukaryota, Fungi, Ascomycota, Sordariomycetes, Diaporthales, Diaporthaceae. The transcript is spliced from 3 exons. The coding region runs from base 1 to 411 and encodes 136 amino acids.
AUGACCGUUCUGCGCACAAAGGACCUUGAGCCGUUGUAUCGGCCAUGUGUGCAUCCUCAGGAGGUUGCGCCACCCAUGCAGCCGGCCCCUCCACCGAAGCACGAGACUGCCGAUCUUGAAGGAGGUAAAGUGCUGUUCAAGAAAGACAUCGCGAUCACGAUGCGGGAUGCCGUCCCGCGUGACAAGUUCCAGAACAUGGAUGUCGACUUCGGCAAGCUGAGCAAAUAUACUACAUGGGAGCUUCCGGAUCCUCUGCGGUGGUGUGGCGAGUUUGGGUUUUCCAUGCUGUCAGUCGACCCGCGGGGAACCUGGUGGUCCGAGGGCGACGCAAACCAUUUGUCGCCUGAGGAAGGUCGUGAUGGGUAUGACAUUGUCGAGUGGGUGGCCGAGCAGCCCUACUGGUCCUCCUGA